Molecule: messenger RNA, 883 nt
Organism: Salvelinus sp. IW2-2015
Lineage: Eukaryota; Metazoa; Chordata; Actinopteri; Salmoniformes; Salmonidae
Source: RefSeq, a predicted model, not a curated record
GACGACAUCGUGUGUGCUGCUGGUAGAUUACUAGCUAGUCAUUUACAGCUUCUUCCACUUCGCAGCACAUCCAGAUAAACGCUAGAGAUGUUGCUGUGUGCUCUCGGGGGCCUGCUGCUGCUCUUCUCCUGUCUGGAUGUGUGGUACUUCCUGCGGGGUGUGGUGGUGGUGGUGCAGGCCUGGUUCCAACCCCCGGUCUGGGACGUCCUGGCAGAGCAGAGUGUUGCUGGGAGGGUCCUACCUCAUGACCUGGACUAUAUGGGUCACAUGAAUAACGCCAGAUACCUGCGGGAGUGUGACUUCGCCAGGUUCCACUAUUACAUGCGAAACGGGAUCUUUAAGGCCCUACGGACCCUGAAGGCCACCAUGGUGGUGGGGGCUCACUAUUGCUACCGACGCUCGCUGGCCUUCGGGGGCAUUGACUUGCGCACUCGCAUCGUGGCAUGGGACGACAAGUUCUUCGUGGAGCAGCGGUUUGUCUCCCAGGGCGACGGGUUCAUCUCCGCGGUGAUGCUAUGCAGACAGAACGUUCUCCGUAGCAACCCUGAGAGCACACAGCUGCUCUGCAAGAGGAAGGUGGAGUGUCCCGACCCUGAGGAUCUGCAACAUUGGAUCAGCUUCAUCUCCCAGCAGCCAGGCCCUGAGAGCCAGAGUGGACUAGAGGACAAAGCUGGAGCACAGGAAGACAAAGACAAGUGAUUCACACAUUCCUUGAGUAGCUCUAACGUCACACAUCGUUGUAGCCCGGCUCCAAGCACACCUGAUUCAACUCAUCUGCUUAUCAUUCAGCUGUUGAUGAGUUGAAUCAGGUGGGGCCUAGAUGACAUGACUGACGGCUCCUCAGAAUACAGGAACUAAACUGACAUGACUGACAGCUCCUCAG